Molecule: messenger RNA, 1038 nt
Organism: Syzygium oleosum
Lineage: Eukaryota; Viridiplantae; Streptophyta; Magnoliopsida; Myrtales; Myrtaceae
Product: L10-interacting MYB domain-containing protein-like
Exons: 2
Coding region: 1-900 (299 amino acids)
Source: RefSeq, a predicted model, not a curated record
AUGGCAACUAAGGCAUUUUGGAGCACGGAAGAUGUAGAAACCUUUUGUAAGUUGUGCAUUGAACAAAUUGAAAAAGGCAAUCGUCCGGCAAACAACAAAAGGGAUGGAUGGACAGUCAUUAUUAGCAAGUUUGAGGAGCUAACAGGUAGAAAAUAUGAUAAAAAUCAAAUGAAGAGUAAGUGGGAUAAUCUUAAGGAAGAAUGGAAAAGAUGGAGGACAUUGGUGUACAAUGAAACGGGACUAGGAUGGGAUUCAAGGAAGAAAACCGUUGAUGCGAGUGAUGAAUGGUGGGAGAAAAAAAUUCAGGCCAAUCCUAAGCUUAAGACUUUUAGGACGAAAGGCAUACAUCCUGAUCUUGCAGCUUUGUUAGAUAGGAUGUUCAGAGAGACUGUUGCUAAUGGAGGAAUCACAUGGACUCCUGGGCAAGGUUUACGUAUUGAUGAGGAUCUUGUUGAGGUCACACAACCUAGUAUCGGUGAUGGUGUAGGAUCUAAUGAUGAAAAUUUGGAGUCUCAAGCGGAUGAAACCGUUGAACCAAUUGGAACUCAGAGCCAUAAAAGAGCUGCACAUACUUCAAUGAGGCAAGCUCGAGGAAAGAAAGAAAAGAGAUUGACCACAGCACAGCAGCUUGGAACGCAAAUUAGCAGGCUUUGUUCAGCUGUUGAACAAAGGAGCGCUGCUGCUGCAUCAUCUCAAGCAAAUGAGGGAUACGGUCCUUAUAAGGACCUCAUAGAUAUGCUGGAUACAAUACCUGAAAUUGUGCAAGAUGAAAAGUUAUACUUUUUUGCAAUCUCUCAUUUUAAGAAAAAGAAAGACAAUAGGCAGGUCUUUAUGAGCUUGAAGGGUGAUGCACUAAAAGUCAAGUAUCUCAAGUAUGAGUUUGAACAGAGUCAUAGCUAGGAUGUUAGCAUCUUAUUUGAACUCUUCGGUAUGCUACUUUGUUUUCAUGUGAGACUUGUAUUUGCAUUAUGUGUGAACCUAAUUUCUAUUUAUGUUUUAAUUUGAGAACUAUUUUGUAAUGGUAUUCUCUUCAUGUGG